Messenger RNA from Symbiodinium sp. CCMP2456, 1191 nucleotides. NCBI's taxonomy places the organism in Eukaryota, Dinophyceae, Suessiales, Symbiodiniaceae. The record is from the annotation of a GenBank genome assembly.
AUGGACUAUGCCUCUCUACCUGGCCUUGGCGACGAUGAGUAUCCGGGAUUUCCUGCUGAGGAGUGCCCCGCUCAGUGCCCGGACCUUUCGGCGCACAACUCGAUCGUGGCGGAAGUGCUCCGACAGAACCCUACGAUGUACGCUGAGCUCAAGGGCAAGAAGACGACUGCUGGCGUUACGCUUGCGAAGUGCAUCAAGACAGGUAUGGAUAAUAAAGGGCAUCCCAUGAUCAAGACCGUGGGCAUGGUUGCUGGUGACGAGGAGUCCUACGACAUGUUCAAAGCAAUGUUCGACCCAGUCAUUGAGGAGCGUCACGCUGGUUUUAAGCCUGAUGCUAGACAUCCGACAGAUCUUGAGUGCUCCAAACUCAGCCUAGUACCUAUAGAUCCGACUGGUAAGUACGUGAUCUCGACUCGAGUGCGUACUGGCCGCUCUAUCCGUGGAUUUCGCCUGCCCCCAAGCUGCUCAAGAGAGGAGCGCCGUGAGGUGGAGCGCGUGGUCGUCCAGGCGCUGAAGUCUCUGAGUGGAGAACUUUCUGGUGAUUACUACCCUCUGUGUGGCUCUCAAUCAUAUGCUGAGAAGGCUGGUGGCAUGACCCAGGAGCAGGAAAAUCAAAUGCGGAAGGAUCACUUCCUCUUCCAGGAGCCAGACUCGACUCUGCUGCUUUCCUCCGGUAUGGGCAGACAUUGGCCCGAUGCUCGUGGCAUCUUCAUUAACGAAAAGAAGAACUUCAUGGUCUGGCUGAACGAGGAAGACCACAUUCGAAUUAUCUCAAUGCAGAUGGGCGCUGACAUGAAGGAGGUCUUUGCUCGGUUUUGUACCGCUGUGAAAGCAGUUCAAGAGGUUGUCAAGAAAGAGGGGCGGGACUUUAUGUACAACGAGCAUCUUGGCUAUGUGCUGACCUGCCCUUCGAACCUCGGCACAGGCCUGCGUGCUUCUGUAUUGGUGAAGCUGCCACAUUUGUCAGCUCGCUCUGAUUUCAAGGAGAUUUGCAGGAAGAUGAAGCUGCAGGUUCGCGGCGGUGCUGGUGUCGACUCGGCCUCUUCCGGAGGUGUGUACGAUGUCUCUAACCUGUACCGACUGGGUAUCUCAGAGGUAGAGCUGGUGAAUGUCGUGAUCGAAGGUUGCGCCAAGCUUGUGAAGAUGGAGCAGUCUCUCGAGAAGGGUGAGUCGAUGGAUAUGCUCCCCUGA